AUGUCGGCCCAAGUCCCCGACCAGGCGUCGGCUCUGUCGCCCAGCCAUGAUCACAAAUCCGCCUCACCAACUGAUGCCUCGUCCACCACGAGCCCCAAUGGCAGCACCAGCACCGGCAACAACGCCAGCAGUGCCUCGUCCAACGCGCAGCUCGUCUGCCGCUGGAACCAGUGCGGCCUGAAGUUUACCAACGCCGAGACGCUCUAUGAACACAUUUGUGAGCGUCAUGUUGGUCGCAAGAGCACAAACAACCUGAGCCUCACCUGCCAAUGGAACUCUUGUCGCACCACCACUCCUCACAAGUGCGAGUUCUGUGGCAAGUCUUUCAAGAGACCUCAGGACUUGAAGAAGCACGUCAAGACCCAUGCCGAUGACUCGGUUCUCUCCCGACCUGGCCAGGAUAACCAGCCAGGCAUGAACUACAGACCACAAGCUCCCAAACCCCCUAGCUAUUAUGACCACAACGGGCAGAUGCGAAGCCCCGUCACCGGCUUCCCUCAACCACAUGCUGGCGGCUAUUAUGCUCCUCAGCCGUCGACCAACUAUGGUCUCUACUUCAACCAGCAGCAUGUCAACACGGCACCCCGCUCUGAGCACAUUGGCUACGCUGCGAGCUAUGACCGCAAGCGCACUCAUACUCAUGAGAUGGUGGACGAUUUCUUUGGCAACGUCAAGCGUCGCCAGAUCGACCCGACUUCCUAUGCUCAGAUCGGACGUUCCCUGCUCCCUCUUCACAAUGCCCUGUCUAUCCCCAGCGGACCCAUGGCCGCCACCGAAUCUUACUUUCCCCAGCCGGCUGGUCAUGCUAAUCCCUUGGCCCAGCAGUAUUAUCUACCCAUGCCCAAUGCGAGGUCGCAGAAAGACCUAAUUCAGCUCGACCAGAUGCUAGGGCAGAUGCAAAACACUGUGUACGAGACCGCCCCUCAAAUGACCACAGGAAUGCACCCCCAUGACGGCCAAUUCGCCGGAUACCGCAGCACACCGUCGCCAACUACGCUUCACCGCGGCCCAGAUGCUAUGCACGUUGGUGCUGAUGGCUACCACCAGCCUGUCUCAGCAGCAAGUAUGGCAUCCCCUCUAACGGCCAUUUCAUCUACCGGCACCCCUGCAGUGACACCACCGUCCAGCGCCAUGUCAUAUACUUCUGGUCAUUCCCCAAGCCCCUCAGCCUCCUCGGGAUUUUCACCACAGUCCCGCCACAGCUCGACUGCUUCGUCCAUCAUGUAUCCCAGCCUUCCCACUAGCCUGCCAGCCGUUAGCCAGGGAUUCGGACAGUCCACCACGGCAACGCUGGGCCCUAGCUUUGACGCGGGCGAGCGUCGCCGAUACUCGGGUGGCAUGCUCCAGAGAGCUCGCGGCGCACCGCCACGAUCUGUCGAGGAGCCCACCGGCGCAGUCACUCCCAAGGCCAGCGAAUCUACCCAAUCAAUUGGAUCUCCCUCCUCGGAAUCAUCAGACGUCAGUGACGGUACCCGCGAAAAAGAGGAGCAGUACGAGCGAUGGGUAGAUAACAUGCGGGUGAUUGAGGCUCUUCGUGAGUAUGUCCAAGGGCGCCUCAAGCGCGGUGACUACGAAGAGGAGUAUCCUAGCGUUAGCAAGAUCCGCAAGGAUGUUGAUGCCAUGGACCUCGAAGGCAAAUCCAGGAGCCCGCUUGCCAACGAGCGCCCCAUGUCCAAGGAGAGCAACCCUCUGUACCCUGUCCUUCCAGUUCCCGGUACCUAA
Trichoderma breve is the source of this 1722-nucleotide messenger RNA. RefSeq lists its product as uncharacterized. NCBI's taxonomy places the organism in Eukaryota, Fungi, Ascomycota, Sordariomycetes, Hypocreales, Hypocreaceae. Gene Ontology annotation, biological process: positive regulation of transcription by RNA polymerase II. The transcript has 7 exons. The record is from RefSeq and is a predicted model, not a curated record. Gene Ontology annotation, cellular component: nucleus. Bases 1 to 1722 code for a protein of 573 amino acids.